Molecule: messenger RNA, 3441 nt
Organism: Aedes albopictus (Asian tiger mosquito)
Lineage: Eukaryota; Metazoa; Arthropoda; Insecta; Diptera; Culicidae
Exons: 2
Coding region: 730-3225 (831 amino acids)
Source: RefSeq, a predicted model, not a curated record
GAAACUUUCAAAAAUUCUCAACAAACACAACAUUACACUAGCACAUAAACCACGUGACAAAAUCAAAAACACUGUAUUCAGUCGGUUGAAAGACCCAAUUCCAAAAUUGAAAACUAAGAACGUUGUGUAUGCCGUACCAUGCGGCACCGAAGACGGGAAGGUGUAUGUAGGACAAACCGGACGAAUGCUGAAAACAAGGAUCAACGAACACCAGAACAACAUAAGAAAAAAGGAGUCAAAAACAGGUCUAACCCAACACCACCUAGAUGAAGGACACAACUUCGAUUUCGCAAACACGGAAAUUCUGGAAAGGAUCGACAACCAGGCAAGCAGAACCAUUGCGGAGGCCUUCCACAUUAAGCUGCUCGGUGACGACAAAAUUGUUAACAUGCAGCGCGAAUGUGGAGGGAUCGACUCAGCGUACAACGGUCUAGUGGGUAAAAUACGAACACUCUCAACACAUACGAGCAGACCGAACCGAGUGACGCAACCGAACCAACACGAAGAUGGAUAGAUGUGUGAAAAGGGGGGUUUAGUAGUAAAGCCACACUGGUGGCAAGAACAUCGAUUUAUACAAAUCUGAUGAUGGCUGAAAGUCAGUAGGCCGAAACGUUAUAAAUCGUGUUUUAGUGUGUUGCAAUCACCGAACAAAAUCAACAAUCCCUAAAUAUACAACUCAACGGUGACCAAAACCCUUAAGAAUAAAAUCGUUUGAUAAAGGAAGGGAAGAUGCAUUUAGAGCGAGAAAUUGCAGAGAAGUAUGGCAGCCAUGUGAGAGAACUGCUGCGACAGUACCAGAAAACGGCCAUGGUACUAGCGAGAACGAGCAACCAGAUAAAGUUCUUGCUGAAUUGUAGAAAGUGCAAGGUGCUACCGAUAUGCUUAAACUACAAGGUACAUGUCAACUUAAGGAACGAGAAGUCACACCGGCAAUUAGAAAAGGUGCUGUUCAGACAAAAAAUCCGAGUGUUGAGUAUAAUGGUAGCGGAUGGCAAGAGAACAUCGACAUGGACAAAGAAGACGAAAGCCGACUUGAGGAACAAGUUGGAGCGAGUGUUAGAAAGAGAGGACUUCGAAAGGACAACGAAAAUGGUGGAAAGCAGAACUGCGAGAGUAUAUAUGACCACGAAGGAGAAAGAAAUGAAGAAAAUGGAGAUGCUGAAAAAGAAGAGAAUCGCCGAGUUGAGCCACGAAGCGACUUGGGUGGAGAACACUACCAACACGCCAUUGCCGGACUACCUAGAACGAACGUUGAUGCUGGGCCCGAACUACAACGUCCCAAAUCGUGAGAAAUUUCCCUACAUCGAGACGGUUGCAGAAAUUGAGAAAGCAAUAAAACCUAAGGAGAAUGUUGACGAGAUUCGAGCCGAGGUGACAACAGCGAUGUCCAAUUUCAUCAACUACAACAACCAGCCUCGCCACCACCAACAAGAAUGGAUCGCCAAGGAUGUAGGAAGAAGCAGAAAGUUCCUCAAGGAGAACCCGACCAUUCUAAUAACCAAAGCAGACAAGGGUAACAAGACUGUAAUCUUGUCGGCGGAGGAGUAUGAAACAAAGAUGGAGGAAAUGCUUCAAGAUGCUACCACGUAUCAGAAAAUCAACUACGACCCAACGGCGAGAGUGUCCCGGAAAAUCAAAUCAAUCCUGGACGGGUGGAAAGAUAGUAAGUACAUCGACGCCAAAACCCACCGGAAACUGAACAUUUCGGAUUGCAAUCCACCGCGGAUAUAUGGACUUCCGAAAACCCACAAACAGGGAAGACCAUUACGUCCGGUAGUAUCGACCAUCGGGUCCACAACGUACAGGUUAGCGCAGUUCCUCUCUAACAUCCUUGGGAAAAUCGUCGGAAAAACGGAAAACCACGUAGUCAACAGCUUCACCUUUGCAACAGAGGUAACAGGAGUACAGACCGACGAAGAUGAGGUGAUGUUUUCGCUUGACGUCACAUCGCUGUACACGAACGUACCGGUAGAAUACGCUUUAGAGUGUAUAAACCGACGUUGGAACGAGCUCGAAGACCACACACCGAUAGACAAAAACAGCUUCACUGCUGCCGUCAAGCUAGUGUUGGGAUCCACGUUCUUCGCCUACAAAGGAACCUUCUACAAGCAAACCUUUGGGGUACCGAUGGGUUCCCCUCUAUCGCCCGUCGUCGCGAACCUCGUCAUGGAACGACUGGAACAGGAAAGCAUGAGAACGUUGGAGGAAAAGCAAAUAUCGUUGAAAGUGUACCGCCGCUACGUAGAUGACUGUUUCUGUAUUGCGAAGGAGGCUCACAUAAACAUGAUUGUAGAUGUCUUCAAUGAGUUUCACGACAAGUUGAAAUUCACGGUUGAACGAGAGGAUAACGAUAAACUCAAGUUCCUGGAUAUGACUCUACAAAGGACAAAUGGUAAGAUCACAAAGAUAUGGACACCCAAACAAACGAAUGGAAGAUAUUUGGAUUUUCAUUCGGAGAGCCCCUUCCAACACAAGAAAAACACGGCGAUCGCACUCAUAGACCGUGCGAUCAAGCUAACAGAUGCCUCCGAAAGACCAAAAACAAUAACAACAGUCAAACAAAUUCUACUAAAAAACCAUUACCCAAAAUGGUUUAUCACCAAAUUGUUGAAAAACAGGACCCAUCAACACUACAACACCAUACAGUGGGAGGAAACCGGAAGAAAGGAAAUGAAGUUCGUGUCUACACCCUACAUACCAUGCCUCAGUGAGAAACUUUCAAAAAUUCUCAACAAACACAACAUUACACUAGCACAUAAACCACGUGACAAAAUCAAAAACACUGUAUUCAGUCGGUUGAAAGACCCAAUUCCAAAAUUGAAAACUAAGAACGUUGUGUAUGCCGUACCAUGCGGCACCGAAGACGGGAAGGUGUAUGUAGGACAAACCGGACGAAUGCUGAAAACAAGGAUCAACGAACACCAGAACAACAUAAGAAAAAAGGAGUCAAAAACAGGUCUAACCCAACACCACCUAGAUGAAGGACACAACUUCGAUUUCGCAAACACGGAAAUUCUGGAAAGGAUCGACAACCAGGCAAGCAGAACCAUUGCGGAGGCCUUCCACAUUAAGCUGCUCGGUGACGACAAAAUUGUUAACAUGCAGCGCGAAUGUGGAGGGAUCGACUCAGCGUACAACGGUCUAGUGGGUAAAAUACGAACACUCUCAACACAUACGAGCAGACCGAACCGAGUGACGCAACCGAACCAACACGAAGAUGGAUAGAUGUGUGAAAAGGGGGGUUUAGUAGUAAAGCCACACUGGUGGCAAGAACAUCGAUUUAUACAAGUGGGUGAAGAAAAUUGUAAGAUGAAUUUUAAGAUUGUAACUAUUUGAAAAUAUAUUUUAGAUCUGAUGAUGGCUGAAAGUCAGUAGGCCGAAACGUUAUAAAUCGUGUUUUAGUGUGUUGCAAUCACCGAACAAAAUCAACAAUCCCUAAAU